Molecule: messenger RNA, 4395 nt
Organism: Humulus lupulus (European hop)
Lineage: Eukaryota; Viridiplantae; Streptophyta; Magnoliopsida; Rosales; Cannabaceae
Exons: 10
Coding region: 846-4100 (1084 amino acids)
Source: RefSeq, a predicted model, not a curated record
GCGUGAAGAUGGAGAUUGAUUAGAGAAACUAUUUUCCGGAAGUAGCAGAGAGACCCCUUUUUGGCCUUUGCCUGUUUGUUUGCCACUAUUUCUCUUUCUCUCUCUAAUCGAUCGCAUGGUGAAGAAGCUUCAGAGAUCGUUAACCUAAAUUUUUCCAGUGACUUUAUCUCCAUCUCUCUCUAUUUGGAUCCAGUUAGUCUUUUUCAGAGCUUAUAGAAGAACCCGAAAGGGAGAACGAGUAAACCCUAGAAUUUUUCUUUGGUUUUAACAGGAUUCUUAUUAGGGAGCUUAGAUUUUGUGGGCAUUCGGCUAUGAUUGUUUGAUUUCUUGGCGUAGAAAAAUAUUGAUUCCGUAGAUGUACAUAAAGAUGUGCUUUGUAGUUUGAAUUGGGGAAUUUAAUUUUUCUCUUUCUUUUUUCUUGAAAUUAGUGGCUUCUGAAAGUUUGGAUUAGCUGGAUCGGGAAAUGGAAUUUGCUUGACAUUUAGGGUUUUGAGAAUUUGCGGGGUUGGAUUUUUGGUGAUUUGGUUCGAUUGGGAUUGGGGAAUCUGUUUGGACGAGCUGUUGUUAUGAAUAUCUUUCGGGGUUAAAUUCCGUUGUUUCGUUUAUUGAAAAUGCUUUUACUGGGUUAGGAACUGGAAUAGCUCUGAGUACAUAUAUAUGUAUUGGAGCUCUUUUUUGACAAAGGUCUUUGGAUUGACUCAUGUGCUAUAGGUUUUGGUUUUUGCAUCAUCGAUUUGGCUUGAACUAUAGCUUAUUGUAACGAAAGGUGGGUUUUGUGGUUGAGAGAACAGAGAAUAGGUUAGUCAACUGUAGUAGGAUUAUUGUUUGCAAGAAGGUUUUGCAAAAUGAGCUUAGAAAAUGAAGACCUACACUUACCAGAUCAGCCUCCUACUGAAAUGAUAGAUGAAAUUCAAAAGAAGUUAAAGAUCUCAUACACGAGAGAUUUUCUGUUGUCCUUAAGUGAUUUAGAUGUUUGCAAGAAGUUACCAAGUGGGUUCGACCGGUCACUUUUAAGUUAUACCUUGCGGUCCAAAUGCGUGUCCUCUGUCAGUGAAUUGGAGGAUGCUUCCCUUGACCGGCAAAGAACUGCUGGUGGACUAUCACUGAAUAGUUUCAGGCGUAAUGAGUAUGGGUCAUCCCCACCCACUAGAGGUGAUUCAACUGGCUAUAAUCGGGGAGUUCAGGGAAGAUGGGAAAGUCGUUCCUCUGGACGAAGUGACAAAGAUGGUGACUCACAAUCUGAUUGGGAUUCAGAAUCUGGAAAGCGAUACGGCAACCAAUCCAGGCGGCCGUGGCAGGUACCUGAGCAUGAUGGACUUCUAGGAAGUGGUUCCUUUCCAAGACCAUCUGGAUAUGCUGCAGGAGCAUCAGCACCCAAGGUUAGACAGAAUGAAAGCUACCAGCAUAACAGAACUACUGAACCAUACCAACCUCCCCGUCCGUACAAGGCUGUACCUCACUUGCGUAGGGAGGGUAAUGACUCAUUGAAUGAUGAAACAUUUGGUUCUUCUGACUCUACAAGUGAAGAUAGAGCAGAAGAGGAAAGAAAGAGAAGAGCUUCUUUUGAAAUAAUGAGGAAGGAACAACAUAAAUCAUUGCAAGAGAAACAAAAGUUUAAUAUAGAUAAGAGUAGAGUUGAUUUUGACAUUUCUACCCUGCGGGAGGAAUCCAAAGAAGAGAGGAAAAGCAGUGGAUCAGAUGAGGUUGCAAUACCUCUGGGUUCAGAUAAUGAUUCUGAAAAAUCAUCUGUUCUUUCACAAACUCCUGCAUCCAGACCACUUGUGCCCCCAGGUUUUAAGAGUACAGUUAUAGAUAAAAGUCUCGGAUCAAAAUCUAACCAUGCCCAUGCAGCAGUGUUUGGAAAUUCUGAACGCGAGGAUAGUCUUUUGCGUGGCAAAAGCAACUCUUCUGCUAAUGCAGCUUCUAAUGACCAACAGGAGAAACAGAUAGUUAAAGAAAUUGGUUCGAGGAAGCAGCAAUAUGAAAGUAUAAGCAAUCGUGGCUCAAUUGAUAAUCAUAGUGGAAAGGAUCUAGACUUAUCAUCUGCUCUAGAUGUUUCAGAUAAAUCAUUUGGCACUGAUAGCAUACUGUACAACAAAACUAAUAUUACACAAGCCUUUGAAGAUUCAACAAUUAGCGAGCCUGUAGAGCUUAAUGCUGAGAAGGUAACUGUGCCUUCAAUUUUGGGCGAGUCUAGUCAGAAUCCUUCUACUUCAAUCCUGGAUAAGCUUUUCGGCAGUGCAUUAACGUUAAGUGUUGCUGGCUCUUCUAGUUCCCUUGAGCAUCAUGAUAAUUCAGUAGAUGAGACACAGAGCCCAGACUCUGUACAAUCUUCCAAGUUUGCUCAUUGGUUUCAUGAAGAAGAAAGGAAACCUAGCAACAAUCAGUCAACUGGACAGCCAAAUAACUUGCUCUCAUUGAUAGUUGGCAGUGAAAAAGAUGGAUCCCGAGUAUCUGGGAACACGAGUGACAAUAUUCUACCUAAUCUUCCCUUCCAAAACUCUGAAAUAUCAGAGAAACUUAUGACCUCAGAUGUGGGAUCUGCCACAGUCGGUAGUAUCGAUCAGUUGUACAAGAAUAAUAAAUCACAGCCAGUUUCUGCAGUUCUUACGUGUGAAGAUCUUGAACAGUCGAUUCUGUCAGGAAUUGGUGACAAUAGUUCAAUCAUACAACCACCUGUUCAAAGCCGCAGGGACCCCGAUGGGAAGACUAAGCAGCCAAAAGUUAAUACUGAUGAUCUUGCAUCCCAGCACCUCCUUUCAUUAUUACAAAAGGGGACUAGCCUGAAAGAAAUGGAAUCAUCCUCCAAUCUAGACAAGUCGUCUUCUGACAGUUUUUAUGAUGACAAAGACCCAAGUAUUGGCAGUGCACUUCUCAAUUCCAGAGAGGGUAAAGUCGAAAAUGUUUCUGACUCAGCAAAGUCUUUAACUCUUGAAACACUAUUUGGGUCUGCUUUUAUGAAGGAGUUGCAAUCAGUUGGAGCUCCAGUCUCCAUCCAAAGGGGUCCAGUUGGAUCUUUGAAAAAUGAUGUCUCUGAUCCCCAUAGACUUCCUUUUCCUGUUGUAGAUAAUUUCCUCCCAUCUUCAAAUGACAUAGGAUUUAGCACCACUGUUCAUGAUAUCAGUGGUUUGACAGCAAAUAAAAGGAAGCAAACCAAGUUCGAUAACAUUGAAGAGCAGUGGUUAAGCUUUGAUAACUCCCAAGCGGAACAAAAUACAUCACAUCUUCGUACUAACUUAGGGUCUAAGGUUGUUGGAUUUAAUGUGCCUGCUGGUGUUGCGCUUCCUGAAGAGGAUAGCUUGAUUACAGCGAGUGUUCCUCUGAAUGUUGAAAACUUUAUGCCGUCUGGGAAUACAGUUAAAACUGAGAUGCUCUCAUCUGCAAAUCCACAAGUCGACUUUGUUGAAAAGUUGGCAUCCUUCAAUUCCUCCUUUGGAGAUGAAAGAUCUAUUAGGGGAGGUCAAGAACCACCUUUCCUUCGUGGUCCUUACGAUAGGACAGAGUCCAGUAAUCCUUACCAGAAUCUUAAUGUUCAACCAUCUUUUCCUCAGCUCCAUCAACAAUUGAAUAACAUGGGGCCUUUGUUCCAUCAUUUAGAUUCACAUCCUGUUAAUGUUGGUUCCCAGAUGAAGUUUAUGGGUCCAGAAGCUGCCACUCAUCAUGAUCCUGCGCCAAAUCACCAAAUUCCUGUGAAUAUGCUUCGUCCUUCUUUCCAUCACUCUGGCCCUGGACUAUCUGGGUUUGAUCAACCCAUUCCUCACCCUCUGUUGCAGCAGAUGCACAUGGCAGGCAGUUUUUCACCUAACCUUCUGCAAGGAUUACACAGGGGUCCAUCACUGCCUACACAUCCGAACCGAAGUGCUCCUAUGCCUGCUCACCCAAACUUCGGUAGUGUUGGCAUGCCACAACCAGCACCUGAUAUUGGCAGUGGAAGCAACCAUCCAGAGGCAUUUCAAAGGCUUAUCGAAAUGGAGCUCAGGUCAAAUUCAAAGCAGAUUCAUCCCUUUGCUACAGGUGGUGGGGGUCCUGGUCCUGGUCCUGGUGGACACAGUCACGGGAUGUAUGGUCAUGAGCUGGACAUGGGUUUUGGGUUUAGAUAGUAGAUAUAAACGCCUGUGUACAUCACUGUAUUCAUUGUCUUUUGCUCAGAUCUGCAACUCUCAUCGUGGAAAAUGGUCUUUCUUUAUCCUUCCCUUUUUCCUCCAUUCCCUCUUAUUCUCACCUUUCAUUCCCUCUUAUUCUCACCUUUCAUUCCCUCUUAUUCUCACCUUUCCUUUUGGUUGGGAUGGAGAAAAGAUAAAUGGUGUUUCACUUUUAGCAGGACUGGACGGCGUCAGUGUAUGAAUUUUUCUUGCAAUUGCCAUUUACUUGAAUGCCUAGCUUUUGAAACCCAAA